Messenger RNA from Diceros bicornis minor, 3267 nucleotides. RefSeq names its product heparanase (gene HPSE). The transcript is spliced from 12 exons. The record is from RefSeq and is a predicted model, not a curated record. Gene Ontology annotation, molecular function: hydrolase activity, acting on glycosyl bonds. The coding region runs from base 1 to 1833 and encodes 610 amino acids. NCBI's taxonomy places the organism in Eukaryota, Metazoa, Chordata, Mammalia, Perissodactyla, Rhinocerotidae. Gene Ontology annotation, cellular component: extracellular matrix; membrane.
AUGACCGCCACCAAAGCGAAGCGCCCAAGGAAGGAGGAGUGCAGGGGGGUGGCGGGGCGGGGAGAAGAGGGAGCAGUGGGAGGGAUGCAAGGCAGGAGUGGGAGGGGUGAGGAGGAGCGACAGCGAGGAGGAGAGGAGAAAAGGGCGCUGCGGUGCGGCGGGAGGAAGCGCGCGAGGUCGCCGCGCCGCCGCUCGCGGCGGAGGCAGCCAGGUGAGCCCGAGAUGCCGCUGCCGCCGCCCCUGCUGCUGCUGCUGCUGGGACCGCUCGGUCCCUUCUCCCCGCGCGCCCUGGCGGGACCCGCGCAGGCUGACACCGUGGAGCUGGACUUCUCCACCGAGCGGCCGGUGCACCUGGUGAGCCCCGCCUUCCUGUCCUUCACCAUCGACGCCAACCUGGCCACGGACCCGCGGUUCCUCACCUUCCUGGGUUCUCCAAAGCUUCGUACUUUGGCCAGGGGCCUGUCUCCUGCGUACCUGAGAUUUGGUGGCACCAAGACGGACUUUCUAAUUUUUGAUCCCAAGAAGGAACCAACCUUUGAAGAGAGAAGUUACUGGCAAUCUCAAGUCAACCAGGAUGUUUGCAAGUCUGGAUCCAUCCCUUCUGAUGUGGAGAAGAGCUUACGGUUGGAAUGGCCCUUCCAGGAGCAAUUUCUCCUCAGAAACCAGUAUCAGAAAAAGUGGAAGGACAGCACCUACUCAAGAAGCUCAGUAGAUAUGCUCUAUACCUUUGCAAAUUGCUCCGGACUGGACUUGAUCUUUGGUCUAAAUGCAUUACUGCGAACAGCAGAUUUGCGGUGGAACAGUUCUAAUGCUCAGCUGCUCCUGGACUACUGCUCUUCCAAGAGUUAUAACAUUUCUUGGGAACUAGGCAAUGAACCUAACAGUUUCUGGAAGAAGGCUGGUAUUUUCAUCGAUGGAUUACAGUUAGGAGAAGAUUUUAUUGAGUUGCAUAAACUUCUAGGAAAAUUCACUUUCAAAAAUGCAAAACUCUAUGGUCCUGAUGUUGGCCAGCCUCGAGGAAAGACAGUUAAGAUGCUGAGGAGCUUCCUGAAGGCUGGGGGAGAAGUGAUUGAUUCAGUUACAUGGCAUCACUACUACUUGAAUGGACGAAUUGCUACCAAAGAAGAUUUUCUAAACCCUGAUGUGUUGGACACUUUCAUUUUGUCCGUGCAAAAAAUUUUCCAGGUUGUUGAGGAGACCAGACCCCACAAGAAGGUUUGGUUAGGAGAAACAAGCUCUGCGUACGGGGGUGGAGCGCCCUUGCUGUCCAACUCCUUUGCGGCUGGCUUUAUGUGGCUGGAUAAAUUGGGCCUGUCGGCUAGAAUGGGCAUAGAAGUGGUGAUGAGGCAAGUGUUGUUCGGAGCCGGGAACUACCACUUGGUGGAUGAAAACUUCGAACCUUUACCUGAUUAUUGGCUCUCUCUUCUGUUCAAGAAACUGGUGGGCACCAAUGUUUUAAUGGCAAGAGUGAAAAGUCCAGAGAGAAACAAACUUCGAGUAUACCUUCAUUGCACAAACAUCAACCACCCAAGGUAUAAAGAAGGAGACUUAACUCUGUAUGCCUUAAACCUCCAUAAUGUCACCAAGUACUUGCAGUUACCACAUCAUUUAUUUCGCAAGCAAGUGGACAAAUACCUCAUAAAACCUUCAGGACCUGAGGGGUUACUUUCCAAAUCUGUCCAACUCAACGGUCAAACUCUGAAAAUGGUGGAUGACCAAACCCUGCCAGCUUUGACAGAGAAGCCUCUCCGCCCAGGAAGUUCACUGGGCUUGCCAGCUUUCUCAUACGGGUUUUUUGUGAUCAGAAAUGCCAAAGUUACUGCUUGCAUCUGAAAAUGAAAAGCAUACACUAGCCCUGAGAUUGCAUUUUUCAAGUGUACCGACAAGAGGAAAGCAAAACUCAAGCUAUAGGAAACCAAGCAGAUACAUUACGGAUCAACCAGUGGGAGCUUUAGGGACCCUGGGACACUCAGUGCCAGAUUCAGCACGGGAGAGUAGAGCACUGCUGAUAACAAUACCUUGUGCCAAACACUGUGCUUAGUUCUUUGCAUGUACUGGUUUUAUUUAAGGUUAUGAAAAAUGUAUAUGAAUGCUUCUGAUACAGCCAGGAGGCAAGUAAGUGAAGGAUAUAUUAUUAGUUGUAAAAAGGUGCUUAGUUGUUUUUAUUUUUAAAAGCAGUUAUUAGAAGAUUAUUGGAUUCUUACUCUAUACGCUAUUUCUACGGGCUCCCAUCAGAAAAAGUUUACUGCCACCACCUUCAAAUUGUCUGUGAAAGAGAGACGAUCCCUUUGCACCUUAACAGAGAGCUAGAUUCAGCUGCUGCUUCUGUUCUAUCUGUUCUGUUUGUCUUUGUCAGCAAUACUGUGUAGAGGACAGAUGGUUAGAUGUGCAAGUAUAAAAAAAGAUUAAUGACAAUUCAGAGGGAAGGGAUUACGUAAACUUUAAAUGAAAUAAUAAAAUGACAGUAAGUAAAAUUGAUUUACCAAGAGGAGAAAGUUUAAUUCAAUACAUUAUAGCCAUCUGUAAAUGUUUGCUUUUAAUCUACCUUUAGCUCUUGUUUUAGUUGGGAAGCUUUUGGCUGCAAGUAAGAGAAAACCUUGAUUCAAAUGGCUUAAACAAUAAGAACAUUUAUAAUCUCACAUGACAAGAAGGUAAAGUGGGCGGGGUCCACAACUCAGUAUGUCACCAAGGAACCAGGUUCUUUCCAUCUCUCUGCUCUGUCACCUUUAGUGUUGGCUUCAUUCUUAACCUGGUGCCACGAUGGCUGUAGGUAUUCCAUGGACCCAUUCAGACCUGGCAGCAGCCAAAGAAAGAAGAUGAGUAACUUUUUCUUCAUAGACUUGAAGAACCCUUUCUCAGAGGUUCUCUCAGCAAACCUGUCCUCAUGUCUCCUCAUGUCUUAUGGUCAGGAAUGGGUCAUGUGGCCAUUCUCCCCAACUACUGCCAACAACAGUGAGAUUCCUCUAAUGGUCUCCUACCAAUCUUUUGGAACAGAGAGGGUGUUGGGAAGUCCAUGGCGCUGACCACUACAGUUCUGUGCUUUUUAUCAAUGACAGAAUAUAUUAUUUUCUCCCGUAUCUUAAUUUUUAGAAAUAUAAUCCUCUUUAUAUUUAUGCCCACUAUGAAUAUUGUCUCAAUUAAAUUUAAGUCCAUUUAUAAGGAGCUAAAGCUGGAACUUAAAGUUUGGAUGCUUCAAUACCCUUAAAUUUUAUAUGUAAGUGGUUUUUGUAUUUUCACACUUAAAAUAAAUCAGUUUUUAUAACUUCA